This is a messenger RNA of Centruroides sculpturatus (bark scorpion), 2636 nucleotides long. Its product is annotated as clavesin-1-like. Gene Ontology annotation, molecular function: phosphatidylinositol bisphosphate binding. Gene Ontology annotation, cellular component: membrane. Lineage: Eukaryota; Metazoa; Arthropoda; Arachnida; Scorpiones; Buthidae. Bases 252 to 1076 code for a protein of 274 amino acids. The transcript has 5 exons. The record is from RefSeq and is a predicted model, not a curated record.
UUAAACAUCUAAAUUUUCGGUUAAUUAACUUCGGAUAAAACCCGAGGAAUUUAAACUAUAUCGGAUUUCACCGAUUGUGUAACAACUAGCUGAGGAAGUUUACAUUUGAGUGUGAAGAAUGCACCGUGAUCGGCAACAAGAAUCGAUGACCUGUCAGCUCGCGCACAAAAAGAUAUAAAAGGGGAGAUCACCGGAAACUCGGGACGUCCGCACACGAAAGGUAUUUUUUGUACUUGUGUUCGUCAAUCUCCAUGCCAAGGACUAAUGCCGUCGGAGAAGACAUAGAAGACACCACAUCCUUUCAUACAGACGACGUUCGCCAACUCUCCCUUUCACCUAGAGAGGAGCAAUUGAAAUGCAGGACUGACGACAUAUUCCUUCUGAGUUUUCUACGAGCAAGAAAAUACGACAGAGAAAGAGCUUUGAAAUUACUCAAAAAUUAUUAUUCAGCAAGGAAGAAGUAUAAGGAUGUAUUUAAGGAUCUUAGACCUUCAGCAUUGCAAACAUGUCUACAAACGGGCUUAAUGAGUUAUAAAGUAUUAGAAACAGGUCAAAUUGUGGGAUUCGGUAGAGUCAGUCAUUGGGAUCCAACUAAAGUAAAACUAAUAGAUAUACUUAGAAGUGUAAUACUUUUGGUAGACAUGGAACUAAAUGACCAUCCUUUGCAAGUAAAUGGCGUAUAUGUAUUGAUAGAUGUGAAGACAUUAUCGUGGAGACAUUUUAUUCAAGUUAAUCCAAGAUUGCUUUACUUAAUAGUAUCAUCUUUAUAUCAAUGUAUUCCGUUAACUUACAAAGGGGUUCACAUUGUCAACGUUAACAAAUACUUGCAUGCUAUCGCAGCAAUGGCUUUCCCGUUUCUCCCUUAUAAAUUAAAGCAAAGGCUUCAUUUUCACGGAUCAAACAUGGAGAAUCUCCACAAAGAAAUCGACCCAAAAUGUCUUCCUGCAGAAUUUGGCGGCGAUUUGCCUCCUUUCGACGAGUCUGAAAGUAAUCAGAAGUUGAGAGACAUGGAAGAAUUCUUUAUUGAAAAUGAAAAAUAUUGGACCGAAGAGGAAAUAUCUGAAGCCAGAAAUUAGAAAAUGUCCAGUUUGAAAUAACGCAUUAGGUAUUCGGUAUACAUUAGUAAUGUUAUGAUUACAUUGAAUACUUUAUGUUAGAACACUAAUAUAAAGGCAGUGACUGGUGAAUAUGUUUAUAUUGUUUAAAAGCAAAUAUUUAAAUUAUUUUUAAUGUAUUCUGUAUAAAUUUACUGUUAAAAACUGUAGGACUAAUCACACCGUCUGUUAAAUUCAUUGUAAAAGUUUUGCUUUAGUGUAGAGAUUUUGAAACAUUUUUUUCAAAUGAACAACAACUUUCGUAUAUAAAUUUAUAAACACUUCUCUUAUUUAUUUUUUUAAAAUUUGUUAAAAGUGAGUUCUACUAUUUAAAUCGAUCUCGAAAACGUUAAGAAUAAGUGAAAUUGUUUUGGGUUUUCGAUUACUUUUUGAACAAUUUAUAGAAUCUUUUACAAAAUUGUACUUCUUAUAUAAGGUAAACCAGGAUUGGAUGGUGGAAAAAAGUUUUGAAUGCUGCGAGUGUGAAAAUAAAUUUUAUUGAAAAACAUUGAACUGUAAUAACAAACAAAACAACGAGGGUGAAACAUUCGAUUUAUUCACCUAUUUUUAUAGCAAUGAUGCGUAAACAGCGCGGAUAAUAAGCAUGGCAUUCAACUAUACUUUCCGCAGCGAAAGAAUAGACAUGAAUCAACCUGAGCUGGAGGACUCAACAUCAGAUAAAAGGGAUGAAAAAAUAUACGAGGAAGGAUUGAAUAUAAUACAAUUUAUCUAUACAUACGUGGUGCAACGUUUUACUUUAUACUCUAAUUGCACGCAUUCAUUGCCUAAUUCGGUUCACCACUUUAUCCUACAUAGGUUUGUAGAUAAUAUUGUAUUAUAUAAAAAGUAUAGUUUUCCAUUAAAAAAAGCUUAUAAUUUUAACGUUAAAAUAAUCUUGACCUUGGACCUAGACAAUAAGAUCAAAGAUACUGUACAUCCAGUUGUGAAAUUUCUCGCUCUCUCCAUUUCUGGGGUCAAAGAUAUGUGUUCCCAUUGAAAAAACAGACUUGACUUCUAAAUGACCUUGAAGGUCAAGGACAAGGUCACGUCUGAGGUCACCAAUUAAUUGGCCCCUCGAUAUCCUACGACUAUUGUCUAUAUCUUUUUCCAAAAUAAUGAGAUCCAAUUAAGUUAUUUCAUUGUUUCAAGAUAAAGAAUACACCCUGUAUAAUAAUAUUUUAAUAUAGUAUAAGCUAUACUAAAACACUAAUGUGUAGUAAUUACCUGUAUAUAUAACUAUAUAUAUAUAUACACACACAGAAGGCAGUUCCUGGAUUAAAAACAAUAUCAUCGACCUUAUUAAUUUUAUAUUACUUAAUUAAUUAAGAAUUUGAUAUACAAUAUUUUCUUAUAUAUACGCAGAUUUAAACAGGUAUGAAUCAUCAAAAAAGUUUUGAUUUUCAUUUUUAUUAGUCGAAUUUUUACAUAUAAAAACGGGUUAUAACCUCACCUCCGCCAGUUUUCCGUCAUCUCAGUGAUCAAUGAGAUGACAGAAAGCGAUGAAGGAUCGUUGUGUCACAACCCAUCAGGAAACAAACAAAA